CGAGCACAGCGGGCGCACUGUCCCUGCACUGCUGUCACAGCAAGCCUGCAAAAGUGCUGCUCCAUACACUGUUCUGCUGACUGACAGUUAUGUGCAAGCUCUGCAGGGGAUCAUGAAGAGGAGGACAGAGAAGAGCGCAGCAGGGAGCAAGAAGAGGGACCUGGGCUGGAGGAAGAAAGCCAGGGAUGUGCUAUGGGAAGAAGAGGACCAGGAGAUGGAAGAAGUGCAAUUCCUGGAGGAUGACAUGUACAUCAGCAUCACAGAUCGGGUAUACUUUUCCAUCCUGUGCUCUAAACCAAAGCCCACUCCAAGCACGCAUUACUUCUCCACUGAUGAUGAACUACUGUAUGAAAACUUCUAUGCGGACUUUGGACCACUUAACUUGGCCAUGCUGUAUAAAUACUGCUAUAAGCUAAAUAAGAAAAUGAAGUCCUUUGCUUUGACAAAGAAGAAGAUUGUCCAUUACACCAACAACGACCCGAAAAAACAAGCCAAUGCUGCCUUUUUAAUAGGAUGUUUUGCUAUAAUAUACUUGAAGAAACUCCCUGAGGAAAUGUACAGAAUCUUACAGUUGGGAAAUGUUUCUUACCUUCCAUUUAGGGAUGCCUCGUUUGGUACCUGUAGUUUUCAUCUAACUCUUCUUGACUGUUUCCACGCUGUUCACAAGGCUUUCCAGUAUGAAUUCUUUGAUUUUAGAAUUUUUGAUCUGGAGGAAUACCAGCAUUAUGAGAGAGCUGAAAAUGGGGAUUUCAACUGGAUAAUCCCACUGAAAUUUCUAGCUUUUAGUGGACCUCAUCAAAAGAGUAAAAUGGAAAAUGGUUACCCUCACCAUGCUCCAGAAGCCUACUUCCCAUACUUCAGAGCACAUGACAUUUCUACUGUUAUUCGCCUUAACAAGAAAAUGUAUGACGCAAAGCGGUUUACAGAUGGCGCCUUUGAGCACCAUGACCUUUUCUUUGUCGAUGGAAGUACACCUUGUGAUUCUAUAUUGAAGAAGUUUCUAAACAUCUGUGAAAAUGCAGAAGGCGGUAUAGCUAUACAUUGCAAAGCUGGUCUAGGGAGGACAGGUACCCUCAUUGCAUGCUAUUUGAUGAAGCAUUACAGAAUGACAGCGGCAGAGACCAUUGCUUGGAUUCGGAUAUGUAGACCUGGAUCUGUGAUUGGUCCGCAACAGCAGUACCUUGUGGACAAGCAAAUGAGCCUUUGGAUGGAAGGAGACAUUUAUCGCAAGAAGCAGAGCGAGCAGAAAAAUGGAAACAAAGUGUCCAUGACAUUUAUAAUGUCUGGAGUAGAUGACAUUUCUCUUCAGGAUGAUCUGAGCAAAGCUUCUGGCAAAGAAGACAUUGAACUGUACAGUACAGAUGAUGAAGAAGUCAAUGGUAUGACUCAGGGCGAUAAGCUCCGUGCCUUGAAGUGCAAGCGACAGACAAGAAAAUCAUCAGCAGCUCCUUUGUCAGUAAUUCUGCAGUCCAGUGUGCAAAACCCCAAAUCAGACUUAACUGGCAGUUCAUCCUUUACAAAAAGGACAACCAGGUCUUCUGCAGGGAGCAGCACUUUGAGAGGCGUGAUUCCUGAGCGGAAGAAAAGGAUUGCUUUGCACCAAAUGCGCUUAAUGAAAUUAUGCCACACUGUUCCUCGUGCUCGGACAGUGCUUCGAUAAAGGAGACCAGCUGGAGCUGAAGAAGGCCUUUUAAAAAUGAAGAAG
Molecule: messenger RNA, 1705 nt
Organism: Nanorana parkeri
Lineage: Eukaryota; Metazoa; Chordata; Amphibia; Anura; Dicroglossidae
Gene: CDC14B
Product: cell division cycle 14B
Exons: 15
Coding region: 113-1660 (515 amino acids)
Biological process (GO): cilium assembly; protein dephosphorylation; positive regulation of cytokinesis
Cellular component (GO): mitotic spindle; nucleolus; spindle pole
Molecular function (GO): protein tyrosine/serine/threonine phosphatase activity; protein serine/threonine phosphatase activity
Source: RefSeq, a predicted model, not a curated record